AUGCAAUUAUCCAAUGAUCAAAGAUUACCUUUAUAUCAACACACAACAUGUUACAAAGAUAUACCAGAUUGUGAAACAGGAAGUUUGUGUUUAGAUUCGCGGAAUAUAUGCGAUGGUACUUGCCAUUGUCAAAAUUGUGCAGAUGAACGAAGUUGUGACAUUUUAGAACACAAUAUUUGUGAGAAAAAUGAAUUUCGUUGUCGUAAUGGAAUGUGCAUACCUGAAGAGUUUCUAUUUGAUGGUGAUCUCGAUUGUAUGGAUUCGAGUGAUGAACAACGAAAACGUGAAUUUGAAAAAUUUGAGCAGUGUUAUAACGAUAUAAGAAUGGAAUGUGAUGAACGUAUUUGCAGCAAAGAAUGGUAUUCAUGUGGUGAUGGUACUUGUAUGCCGUGGCAUAAAGCAUUAACAAAUAAUAAUCAAGCAUUGUGUAAAAACUAUCGACAUCUUAGUUUUCGAUGUGAAUUAGAAAAUCUGCAUACAUCCUCCAAUGGAAUAUGUACAAGAUCAACAAAUAACACUGACAAUAUCGCACAAUGGGAUAAUGUUACAGAUUGUGAAUAUUAUCUGCCGAAGGUGUUUUAUGACAAUGAAAUAGAUGAAAUAUUCAGAAACAAUUGUGUAAAUGAGUCAUCAUUAUACUAUUAUCCAUCUCAAGCCAUUUAUACACCAUAUUUAUACACAGCCUAUGAUCCGAGACGUUUAUUAGACGAUCCAUAUGAUAUUGAACCUCACGCAUAUUGUCUAGAAGGAACAUCUGUAUGUAAUCAAAACAUAUCAACAACAAUUGAUAAUAAGACAUGUUAUUUGGAUACAACGAUUAAAUCAGCAAAUUAUCCGUAUCCACCAUUUAAUUAUUUAUUUUGUAACUUGAGUUCUCAUUCACAGUCAUUAGCGCAAUCAUCAUUACUUACCGCUAAUGGCUUUUUAUGUUCAACUCAAGAAAAUAUAUCGUUACAUCGUCUUAGAGAUGGUUAUUUUGACUGUUUAUUGUCGAAAGAAGAUGAAAUAAUAACAAUAACUAAUAAUUCGACCAAUCGAGAGAAAAGUCAUUAUACAUGUUUGGAUAAUAAGCGAUCAUUACUUCGACAAUUAUUAGGAGAUGGUAUCGAUGACUGUGAUGAUGGAUCAGAUGAGAUAUCGGAAACUAACGAUUGGUCUGAAUAUCAAUGUUUGGACGAUAGUGAUUUUGCUUGUCAAUUAUUAAAAGAAAAAUGUUCGUUGUCAGACGCUAAACUUCCGUUUAACGAUUAUUGUAAUUCGUUUUUUAACUUAAUUAAUGGUUCGGAUGAAAAAGAUUGUCAUAAUUGGACGUGUAGAAAUGAGACAUUUCAAUGCAGUUCUGGUCAAUGUAUAUUGAUGGAAUGGAUGUGUGAUGGAGAAUGGGACUGUCCAGAUGGUUUUGAUGAACUUAAUUGUACUGUUAUAUCAUUAAAAAAGUUAACAACUAAUAUAUGGGCAUCAAUGUGCGAUCCUAUUAGUGAACAUGUUUGUUUUACAUAUGAAUUUUUACAAAAUCCUAAUAAUACUCGACCGUGUUUAAGUUAUAAAAAUGCUGGUGAUAAUAUUGUACAUUGUAUAGGUGGGAGCGAUGAGCGAAAUACGUUGACAUGUGCAGAUGGAAAAAUGUUGGGCGAUCGUUUUCAAUGUGAUAAUGGUACAUGUAUUUCAUACCAACAUGUUUGUGAUAAUGUUGCUGAUUGUUCAAAAAAUGAAGAUGAAACAUUAUGUUACUGGAAAAUGAAUAAUAGUUGUUCACAAAAUCGAUUUUCAUGUAUUGAUGGUAUAUGUUUAAAUUCAGAGUUACGAUGUAAAACAAUAGAACCACAUUGUUCACAAUUAGAAAACUUUUUAUGGUGUCCAUCAUCACGCGUACGUGAUCGUGAUACUUAUAAAUAUCGCGAUGAUGAUCGUGGAUGGUACCAUCAAUACAAUGAUAUAUGUCCGGUCGAUAAUAGUUCUAUUUCGAAAAAUGAAAGUAGUUCACAACAAAAAUCUACUAGCCAUUGUAAUAAAGGCAAAUUAUUAAUCAAAAAUAAUUCAACAUGGACAUGUUUUUGUUCACCAGCAUAUUACGGUUUAAAUUGUGAAUAUCAACGUCAUCGAAUGACCAUUCGAUUGCGUAUAAAUCGUCUGUCACAUAUACAUGCAUUAACGACACCUAUUUUACGUAUUUUUGUAUUUCUUGUUUGCAACAUGAUUGUACAUGAUCAAAUAACAUUUUAUGAUGUUUUGUUUCAUUCAUGGGAAUAUAAACAUCAACGUUAUCUUCUAUUCAAUCGUAUCGCAUAUCGUUAUGAUCAUAAAUGUAAUGUACGUAUAGAAGCUUAUAAUAUUACAACAUCAACAAAUGAAAAAAAUCCAAUUAAUUUAUUAGCAGUUUGGAAAUAUGACAUUAAAUUUCAUUUUUUACCUUCAAAUCGAUUAUCGAAACUCUUAUCAUUUGCAGAUGAUCAAACAAUAAUACAAUUAUGUGCAAUAAAUGAAUGUGAAAACAAUGGGACUUGUCAUCAAAUUCAAAAUGAUAAAAAUCAAACGCAUUGCGUUUGUCAACGUGGUUAUUAUGGUGAACAAUGUCAAUAUAGCAAUGAAAAUUCUUGUACUAAUAUCCAAUGUUCAUAUCAAGCAUUAUGUUUAUCAAAACAAAGUACCGAUAAAGAUUUAUGUAUCUGUCCUGCUAAUAAAUUCGGUCCAAAAUGUCUAAUGAAUAAUGCAGUUUGUUCAUCUAAUCCUUGUCAACAUAAUGGAACAUGUCAUCCAGUCUAUAUGGACGGAUUGGAAUAUGAAUAUUUUUGUCAGUGUACAUCUGAUUAUCAUGGUCCUAGUUGUCUUCUACGUACAGCUGUUAUAAUAGUACAAAAUUUAACUCUAACAUCACCAUUAUUAACAAAAACAAAAGGCGCAAGUGUCAUUCAACUAAUCAAUAAUUCGAAUGGUAGUUCUGAUAUUGAACAACAAACAUUGUAUCAUCAUACAUAUUUACCAAGUACAAUAGAGUAUCGUCGCCAGAAACGUUUAUUACCAUUAGCUGUACAACAAACAUACGUUCAAUUUGACAAUCAAGUAGAAUUUCAUUUGUAUUUAUUGUAUCAUGCUUGCACAAUAGACAUAGAAAAUGUUAGUAUAACAAAUAGAGUUGAAUGUUCUAAUGUAAAAUCGUUAUUUGAAAAACUUAAUAUUCCAAUCAAUGUUAAAAAUUAUCAUUUACCAUGUAAAUAUGACAAGUCACUACAAUGUUUCUUUGAUGAAGAUUAUUUAUGUAUUUGUGAUAAACAUAAUGAUCCUGUUCAAUGUUAUCUAUACGAUCAUCAUUUUCAUAUUUGUCGAAAUCAAACCUGUCUUCAGAAGGGUGUUUGUCUUCAUGGCAAUAUUUAUAAUGAGGGUGAUUGGAUUUGUGUUUGUCCAAAUUGUGCCUAUGGUCGAUUAUGCCAAUUUUCAAGUUAUGGUAAUCGAUUUUCUCUCGAAUCACUAGUUGGCCAAGAUUUUUCACCAGUGAUUUCAUCUCCCUAUACUUAUUUACAUUUUGUACCAUCAAUUAUUUUAUUAGUUAUCGGUUCAGUAUUUAAUUUUUUUAGUUUCAUAACAUUUUCAAGGAAAGCAUCACGUAAAAAUGGAUCUGGUAUUUAUUUAUUAACUAAUUCCAUUGUAAGUUUAUUAACACUUUAUGCAUUAUUUUUUCGACUUAUUCAUGUACGACAAUCAAGAACAAAUAAAAUUGAAAUAAAAUUAAAUCAGGUACUAUGUAAGUCAUUACCCUAUUUAUUAAAUGCAUUAUCACGUACUAGUCCAUGGCUAUUAGCAUUUGUCGCUGGUGAACGUGCUCUAGUAGCUUUAUUUGCCACAAAUAAAUAUAUUAACAAAAUAAAAUCACCAUUAAGCGCUUGUAUAUUGUCUCUAUUAUUAAUUUUAUGUACAUGUUCCACUUCGUCACCAUUAAUUGUACAACAUAAUAUAAUAAUAGAUUCAUCUGAUAAUUCUGUAUGGUGUGUUCAAACAUAUAGAUUUCGUUCAUAUGAAAUAUUUUUAUCAUUUUUGGAUUAUAUUGGUCCAUUUAUUAUCAAUUGUGUUUGUGCAAUAGUAAUUAUAAUACAAAUUACACGAAUUAAAGCAAAUGUAAGACUUAUGAAACGUUCAACAAUGCUGAUUUAUCAAUUAAAACAACGUCAAGAAUUAAUUAUUGGUCCAUUUGUUUGUUUACUAUGCGAAUUACCUCAAGUUUUCAUUGUACUAUUUGUUAAUUCUUGUCAACAAUAUCAACAAAAUGCAUUUCGCUAUGGUCUAUUAACCAUCUAUUAUAUUUCAUAUUUUCCACAAGCAAUAUCAUUUCCUUUCUAUGUUAUUAUGUCACCAUUAUUUAAAAGAGAGUUUUCAAAAACAAACAUUGGUAAACAUUUAAUUUCAAAAAAUACAACAACAAUUUCAGGAUUCUCGCAUCCAAAAUCAUCUAGACGUAUCGAAACAAAGAAACAAAAUGAUCAAAUUAAGACAAAAAACAUUUUGACAAAUAAAAACAAGACCGAAAAGUACAGAAAACGAAGGGAUACACCUAUUCCUUAA
Messenger RNA from Didymodactylos carnosus, 4554 nucleotides. NCBI's taxonomy places the organism in Eukaryota, Metazoa, Rotifera, Eurotatoria, Philodinida, Philodinidae. The record is from the annotation of a GenBank genome assembly.